Brassica oleracea var. oleracea is the source of this 1804-nucleotide messenger RNA. RefSeq lists its product as uncharacterized. The record is from RefSeq and is a predicted model, not a curated record. NCBI's taxonomy places the organism in Eukaryota, Viridiplantae, Streptophyta, Magnoliopsida, Brassicales, Brassicaceae. The coding region runs from base 94 to 1371 and encodes 425 amino acids. The transcript has 4 exons.
UCAGAAUCUACGGUCUUCAAACUUUCUACAGUAACCCCAAAACAAAAGGCCGCCGACAAUUCCAAAGGUUUGAGAUUUUGGGGUCUUUCUGAGAUGAACUCGAUUCAACGUUUCUCGUUAACGCGGCGGUUGAGCAGCGUCGAGUCCUAUCUACGGCAUCUCUGCGGAGGAGCGUUCCGUGUAGGCGUGAAGGACGAAGGAGACUGGUUCUACUCGCAGGAAUGGUGGGACCCUCACGAACGCGGUCACACCGUUUCACAAUCUUCUUCGAGCAGAGGAAACGGUGUAGUUUCCGUCGUCGCCCACCCUUCUUCUCUUCCUAGUAGAGAAUCAUGGGCAGAAACUGAAGGAUGGCUAGAUAAUAGGUAUAUGGAGAUAAUGGGAAGAGACGGAGCUAAGAAUGAGAAGUUUAAGAUACUUGGAUAUCAAUGGAGAUCACUUCGCUUCAACGAUGAUACUCGACAAAGCACUGUGAAAGUCAUGGCUGCUUUUAGAGCAUUGCAACCGAGUUCCAUUUUCUACAUGCAACACCCUCAUUGCCUUGCUGUUCCAUAUUUGAAGAGCAUGGUUUCAGUGGGAUUGACGUCUCUAGCAGCUUCGAAAUAUGAUUUGACGAGUGCAGCUAUUGGGAAGAAACAAAUGCGCAUAUUAUGCGUUGGUCACGGUGGAGGAAGCUUACCGUUGUUUUUAGCUAAUCACAUUCUUGGUGCUCUUGUUGACAUAGUUGAGAUCGACCCGGUAGUUAUUUCAGAGUCAGUUCGAGCAAUGGGCUUCCCUGCAUUCUCUGUCAUGACAGCAACGGGGAAACGUGCGUUACCAACUCCUGACAUUAUUGACCAAGUGAUGUGGCGAGGCAUCCACGAGAGACUCUUCCUCUACGAGUCAGAGGCUAAGGAAUUCAUUCUCAAUAACCAAAAUAAUUCUUAUGACAUUAUCUUCAUGGAUGCUUAUGAUGGAGCAGACAUUUUUCCACACAGUCUGUGGGAUUCCAAUUCUCUGUUCAUGAAAGCUCUGAGCGAAAGACUUCACCAUGAGCAUGGGACUCUGGUGGUGAACCUUCACUCUGAUGCAGACAUCUCAGAUUUGGACAGAUCAAUUGAAGGUGUAACAACGGGAAAGUAUGUUAGGAAAGUCGGUAAAGCCUAUAAAAAGGGUUUAAUGGAGAAUGAGAGGAAUGGAUUGGUUUUUUCUUGUGAAGUUCCAUGGCUAUGUAAUGUAUCUCUGGUGGUGAGCAGAGGCAUGAGUUCAGAUGGAAGACAUAGAGACCAAAUCAAGACCAGUCUUAUGAAGACUUCCUUAGAAGUGGACAAAAUCCUUCGUCUUCCUUUCUCUUUCUUGGAUUACCUGAAAACUGGUCUUGCUAUCAUAUAAAUUGAUCUCUAAAUAUGAGGUAAGUCUUUUGACUAUGGUUUGUGCGUAGAAAACAGAAGCAAAGCAAAAGCUAAACACUUAUUUGGUGUCAAAGACUACUUUGUCUUGCACAUGCGGUUGCUAUAAAAUUUUGUUUUGAUUCCAUAUAUUCAUACAAGUGUUGUCUGGUGUAUCUAGAGCUGCCAGAUGGUCUGUCUGCCCCCAAUUGUGUUUGUCCAUGCACACCUUUGUUUAUGGAGAAUGUAAUUGGUCAGUCCGUAACGGAACACUUACCACAGCCGAUGCAGACCAUGUACAGAUGGAAUUGUCACUGACGGCCCAAUUUUGUGGACUGUUUUUUACUAUUUCAUUAACCUGUGUAUUACAAAUUGGUGUUUUCUCUUUAAAGAGAAACUCAAACUUCUAAAAUCUAAAUGUACGCGUUGUCUUUAAA